GCGCCAGGUUUAUUAUCUCCCCGCCUCGCUACCCUCUUCCCACAGUUUUCCUCCGCCCUCGGCCCUCUCCUUCCUCCACCGUACCCCAAAGCAAUGGUGAGGCUGGGGCCUCUGGCCGCGCAGCACGCCGGACCGUUCGCCCGCGACCUGGGGCUGGGAAGCCCCGCGGCGCUCCUGGCCUUCGCCGUCGUCGCGGCGGUGGCCGUGGCGGCCGUGGCGGCCUUCGGCUGCGCCAAGGGGGCCAAGAAGCCGCGCCGGCAGGACAACAACAACGUCUACUACUACGGCCAGGGGUACCCGCCGCCGCCCCCCGCCGGGGCGUACGGGUACCCGCCGCCCCCGGGCUACGCGUACCCUCCGCCGCCCGUGGACGCCGGGAGGAAGCAGGGAGGCCGCAUGGGAGCCGGCGCGGGGCUUGCCCUCGGCGCCGGCGCCGGCCUGGCCACCGGCGUCAUCGUCGGCUCGGCGCUCAGCUCCGGCUGCGGAGGAGGCGGUGGCUGCGGCGGCGGGUGCGGUGGCGGGUGCGGCGGUUGACUCGAUCGUAUCGUGCUCCGUGUUUAUCGCCUUGCGUUGGCGUGCGUACGUAGUGGUUAGACAGUUGGGCUUUGAUAAUUGUAGAUACUGGUAUACUAUUAUACGUACUGCCUCUACGUCCACUUGUUUAAUUAUUACUAUUAUACGUGAUGAGUACAUAUUGUUAAACAGCGUGAUUUGGGGCGUGCAUGCCGUUCGUUUUCAUGUAACAAACGAUAUGUAUAGUGAUGAUCAAGACAUGCAUGGAAAUGAGAAUGAUGGUUUGGUUGCAGGACAAGA
Hordeum vulgare subsp. vulgare (domesticated barley) is the source of this 813-nucleotide messenger RNA. RefSeq names its product protein SRC2 homolog. The transcript has a single exon. Bases 94 to 534 code for a protein of 146 amino acids. The record is from RefSeq and is a predicted model, not a curated record. Lineage: Eukaryota; Viridiplantae; Streptophyta; Magnoliopsida; Poales; Poaceae.